AUUUUAACAUCUUACUACAGAAACAAAAGCAAGCCCUCUAACUUUAGUUUAUGAUAUUUUUCUUACGGUUUCCUCUCCUCUCUCUCUUUUGUGCCAGAGGCCCACAGAUUCAGAUUGACACUGAAAUUUCGAAAGAGAGAGAGCUUAAAGACAUUUGGAUUUAGCCAUUGAACCUCCUGCUGCAGCUGUUUCAGUCGCCAAGUUUGUUUCUUUCAGUCCUCGUUCCUUCCGCAACCUUCCUCCUUCUUCAUCUUCAAGUCCAUGAUUCUUCUUCUGCCCUAAAUCUUGAACUCAAAGGAAGCUGACGAUGGAAGGAAGAAGGAUCAUAGCAAACCCUAAACCUUGCAGCGGCAGAAGAAUCGUAGCCAAAAAGAGGUCUCGUUCCGAUGGAUUCAUCAACAGCGUCAAAAAGCUCCAACGCAGAGAAAUCUCGUCUCGUAUGGAUCGAGGCUUCUCCAUAAGCACCGCUCAAGAAAGAUUCCGCAAUAUGCGUCUUGUGGAACAAUACGAUACGCACGACCCUAAAGGACACUGUUCAGUUGCAUUACCCUUCUUGAUGAAACGAACCAAAGUUAUCGAGAUUGUCGCUGCGCGGGACAUUGUCUUUACUCUUGCUCAUUCUGGUGUUUGCGCAUCUUUCAGCAGAGAGACGAACAAAAGGGUUUGCUUUUUAAAUGUUACCCCUGAUGAAGUCAUACGUAGCUUGUUCUACAACAAGAACAAUGAUUCACUCAUCACGGUUUCUGUUUACGCCUCCGACAAUUUCAGCUCUUUGAAAUGCAGAUCCACUAGAAUCGAAUAUAUUCUGAGGGGUCAAGCAGACGCAGGAUUUCCCCUUUUUGAGUCUGAGUCACUGAAGUGGCCAGGUUUUGUAGAGUUUGAUGAUGUUAAUGGGAAGGUGCUGACAUAUUCUGCACAGGACAGUGUUUACAAGGUGUUUGAUCUGAAAAACUAUGCCAUGCUGUAUUCAAUAUCAGACAAAAAUGUCCAGGAAAUUAAGAUCAGUCCAGGGAUAAUGUUAUUGAUUUUCAAGAGAGCUAUAAGUAAUGUUCCCUUGAAGAUUCUGUCAAUCGAAGAUGGCACAGUUCUCAAGUCCUUCAAUCACUUGCUUCACCGAAACAAGAAAGUUGAUUUCAUUGAACAGUUCAAUGAGAAGCUGCUAGUUAAGCAAGAGAAUGAGAACCUCCAAAUUCUUGACGUCCGAAACGCUGAGCUGAUAGAAGUUAGCAGAACCGAAUUCAUGACACCGUCAGCAUUCAUAUUUCUGUACGAGAACCAGUUGUUUCUAACGUUCAGGAACCGAAACGUUUCUGUCUGGAAUUUCCGCGGAGAGCUUGUGACGUCUUUUGAGGAUCAUCUUCUUUGGCAUCCUGACUGUAACACAAACAACAUCUACAUAACAAGCGACCAGGAUCUGAUCAUCUCAUAUUGCAAGGCUGAUACCGAAGAUCAGUGGAUGGAAGGAAAUGCGGGGUCGAUUAAUAUAAGCAAUAUCUUGACUGGGAAAUGCUUAGCUAAAAUAAAAGCAAGCGAUGGCCUUCCAAAGGAAGAAGAGAGCAGUAGCAGUUUGGGCAAGUCCAAGCAGAGAAAAAGUGCGGUUGCUGAGGCUUUGGAAGACAUAACCGCUCUCUUCUAUGAUGAAGAGCGUAACGAAAUUUACACCGGAAACAGGCAUGGCUUUCUCCAUGUAUGGUCUAAUUGAAGGUUCUACUCAUCAUUUGUUUGUGUAGAUUAAAUAGCUAUGGAGGAUCUCUCUGUGUCUUGGUUUUUCUUAAAAACUGUGUGUAAUGUGAUUUGUAACUUUCUCUAGUCUUUGAGCGGCAAUUGUGGUUGUAAUGAGUCAGGAACUAUGUGGGGGA
Messenger RNA from Thlaspi arvense, 1859 nucleotides. The record is from the annotation of a GenBank genome assembly. Lineage: Eukaryota; Viridiplantae; Streptophyta; Magnoliopsida; Brassicales; Brassicaceae.